CGUUUUCCCUAGAAUCGCAGGACAUCGCUCGAUCAAGCAACUCUCUUCCCUUUUUCUUUUUAUUCCAAAAAUCCCUCUUUUCUUUCCUGUGUAGAGAGAAGAACAAUAUGGCUGAUGGGUAAAAAGCAUGGAUAAAACUUGUGAGGUUGAGUGAGAUGGGAAGUCAGUACUACAAAGAAACAACUACAACCGAAAAAUGGACAAAUAGCACAGGAAAUCUUACUGUAAAAGAAGAAACCUAUUGGUUCCGAGAGGCUCGCCCGCCAGACUGGAGCCAGAUAGUAUAUGAACUAGAAUGGGCCUGGGAUGUCCAUGUGUACGGGUCGGGAAGUCUCUUCUGCGUGUUGUCCAUUCUGUGUUUGCUCACUGUUCUCCGCCUCAAUUCUCAACUGACCGAAAGACCACACUUGUCAUCCCUCAACAUAUUUUUAGGAAUACUCGCCACUUCUAGAUUCAUCGUUCUAUUCGCCGAUCCCUACGGAUCUAGAAAGGCUCUACCGGUGGUGAUGCUGCAAGUGCUGUGGGACCUGGGCUAUCCAUGCCUCGUGUCUGCAUUCGGUCUUUUGCAACUAUCAUUUGUGAGGACGACUCAAGUGAAGAUGUCGCAGAUGAGUGACGAGAGCACCGCCACUGUCAUCAUCACCUUUCAUUUCUGUCUCAUCAUUACAUCUGGCGUCCUUGCAGCCCUUCAGCAUUCCCUUAGGAUAGUGUGGCUAUUUGUGCAGGUGUUAUUCAUAGCGUGGGGCAGUUUUCUCUGUCUUUCAUCCCUUCUUGGUUGUCUUCGCUUAUUACGUUCCAUUGUCCAGGUGCAGAUCAUUAUGCAGGCUGACCGCAGAUGCGAAAUUAAGAACCUGACGCCAGUCAACAUGUUCGCGGAACCUGGAGCAGAGGUUCAACUCAUGCCUCGAAUCCGAAUCACUGAUGUCAACGAACAAACUCACAGUUUCACAGCCAGCACAGUCUCCCUCCAUUUGGAUCAACAGAGAACACCACCACCACCUCAGCGUUCUGAAACUUAUCCUAUGAAUUCUAUUCCUCACUCGCCAACGCGAUUCAAUCCACCAGAUUCUAAAACCAAAGCAGAAGAUGCGGCUGUCAUGAAACCUCUCAUUUCUGUUACUUUAUCGCCUGAUGAAGAAACGAACAAAAAUAUAUUGAUCUCGUCCUCUAACAUUCACUCGCCUAUAAGCCGUUGCGUGGAAGAACUGAAGAUCCGUCCGUGCCGAAGCCGUAUUGAAAAGCAGUUAAGGCGCCUGAUGUGCACCUCGUCCUUUGGUGUGGCUCUCUGCCUCCUCAAGGCCUACGAAGUGUUUGGACCGCACGCUUUCCUAUACUCAGUGGCUGCUCUACCCUGGUUCUUCUUUCAAACCAUCAGCAGGAUUGUAGAAUUCACUAUGGCAUUUGCAAUGGUGAGCAUAAGCCAGCAAUCCAUGAACAACAACCACUACUUCUAUCCUAAGAACUGAUACGGCCUUUUAAGAAGCAGACGAUAACGACAGAAAUUUUCAAUGGUUGUCUCUUGUCAAGCGAGAAACCUAUGAUGAAAUGGUUGCUACUGUCACUGAGGUGACGUAUAUUGCAUUUAAGGAUGGCAAAAGUAUUUAUACAACCCCCUUGGAAUAAUCGAUCGACUGUCACAAGUGGAGAAUUCAAAUUCCUGAUAUUUAUCAUUUCGUAAUCCAAAAUCAAAAUAAUUUUGAAGUCAUUAGACUCAUAACGUGAGCAUUGUGUUUACUGGAAAAAUUAUGAUUAAUUUCUUUUAAACAAAACUUGAGUUAUAAUUUUUCUUCUUAACUUUCACGUUAAUUACUUAAAUUACUAAUCUUUCGACCGAAAUACAUGAGAUCGACUCAUGAAGCUCGUUCAAGGUUAACAGGAAUGGUACUGUCUGUCUAAACGAAGAGCUCCUCCCAACUUCUGAGUCUGAGGCUGUCUCUUGCUAUGGAAACAUGUUAAGAUGCAGCUCAAAGAAGAGAACUCAUGAUACUUCAUUCGCCAAUCCGAUCUUAAAAUCUGUUGUAAAGGCCUGUUUAUACGAUCCAAGUUCUUGGACGAAGAUUGAUUGAAAUUUGUUUUGCUUUGAGCUUAGAUCGUGUAAACGAUCAUCCAAGUUCUUGGUCCAAAUCUUUGGAUGAUAGUAGAGCUUUUUCUACUUUUCACAUCCAAGUCUUUCCUCCUUUAACCAAUCAGCUUCUUAAGUUUUGUGACGUUAACAAGCGGCCAUCAGAUUAUGCCAUUUUGUUGUCCGUUUUCAUAUAUUUUAGUUCAAAUAAAUUAAUCUGUUAUGAU
This is a messenger RNA of Parasteatoda tepidariorum (common house spider), 2289 nucleotides long. RefSeq lists its product as uncharacterized. NCBI's taxonomy places the organism in Eukaryota, Metazoa, Arthropoda, Arachnida, Araneae, Theridiidae. The record is from RefSeq and is a predicted model, not a curated record.